GUUUUCACUUCCACUCUUUUCGUGUUCAUAUAUUUGAGCUUCAUACAGAGUGAGGGCACAGUGGGACUAAAACUGCGAAGAAGAUGCCGAUAAGCACGACGGCGAUCGGAGCCCUAUUGGGACUGGGCACCCAGAUGUACUCCAACGCCCUCCGCAAGCUCCCUUACAUGCGCCAUCCAUGGGAGCACGUGCUGGGCAUGGGUUUGGGUGCACUGUUCGUAAACCAGCUCGUCAAAUGGGACGAUAAGCUCAAGGAGGACCUUGAUAAGAUGCUCGACAAGGCCAAGGCCGCCAACGAGCGCCGCUAUUUUGAUGAAGAUGAUGAGUAGCUUGCAUCUGGGUUUGUUGUGGCAUGAUCCAGUCCCAAGAUACCUUUGGACCUUAAAGCUGUAGGCACUUUUUUUGCUUUCGAUGUAAGGUUGAUAUUUUUGCAAGUUGAAAACUUCCCUGACCUUUUUAAGAUGCAUAAGUGUUGUUAUACUUUAAUUUUGCAAAGAUGAACGCAGUGCCUUGUGCAUUAUUAAUAAAUGGAAUGAUUCAUUAGUUCUC
Messenger RNA from Rosa rugosa (rugosa rose), 549 nucleotides. RefSeq lists its product as uncharacterized. The record is from RefSeq and is a predicted model, not a curated record. The transcript has 3 exons. Bases 84 to 329 code for a protein of 81 amino acids. Lineage: Eukaryota; Viridiplantae; Streptophyta; Magnoliopsida; Rosales; Rosaceae.